AAAACAAAAACCGACAACCUCUCAGCACAAACGACGCGUUUCGCGGCCCAGGAGAGGUCUCGUGAGCAGACCGGGCCCGUCCCUCACCCCGCGUGCGGCUCUGAGGAAAUGACAGCGAACGCCGUGCGAGGAGCGAGAGGAGGAGGAGGAGGAAAACAAAAACCGACAACCUCUCAGCACAAACGACGCGUUUCGCGGCCCAGGAGAGGUCUCGUGAGCAGACCGGGCCCGUCCCUCACCUCGCGUGCGGCUCUGAGGAAAUGACAGCGAACGCCGUGCGAGGAGCGAGAGGGGGAGGAGGAAAACAAAAACCGACAACCUCUCAGCACAAACGACGCGUUUCGCGGCCCAGGAGAGGUCUCGUGAGCAGACCGGGCCCGUCCCUCACCCCGCGUGCGGCUCUGAGGAAAUGACAGCGAACGCCGUGCGAGGAGCGAGAGGAGGAGGAGGAUGAAAACACAAACCGACAACCUCUCAGCACACACGACGCGUUUCGCGGCCCAGGAGAGGUCUCGUGAGCAGACCGGGCCCGUCCCUCACCCCGCGUGCGGCUCUGAGGAAAUGACAGCGAACGCCGUGCGAGGAGCGAGAGGAGGAGGAGGAGGAAAACAAAAACCGACAACCUCUCAGCACACACGACGCGUUUCGCGGCCCAGGAGAGGUCUCGUGAGCAGACCGGGGCCCGUCCCUCGCCCCGCGGCUCCGACUCCGAGCAGGAGAGUGAAGAGCCUCGGGCCGAGGAAAUGACAGCGAACGCCGUGGGCGGAACGACAGGUGAGUAUCAGCGCCGACGCGUUUCGCGACCUAGGAGGUCUCGGAGAGGACCGGGGUCACCCUCUGGCUCUGACUCCGAGACCUCCUAGGCCGCGAGACGCCCGCCGUGCGCGGAGCGAGAGGAGGAGGAGGAGGAGGAGGAAAACAAAAACCGACAACCUCUCAGCACAAACGACGCGUUUCGCGGCCCAGGAGAGGUCUCGUGAGCAGACCGGGCCCGUCCCUCGCCCGCGGCUCCGACUCCGAGCAGGAGAGUGAAGAGCCGCGGGCCGAGGAAAUGACAGCGAACGCCGUGCGAGGAGCGACAGGUGAGUAGGCAGCGAGAGGUGAGAGGCGCCACAAAAAAAAAAUCAAACAAUGAAAUCGCUAAACGGUUUUUCAAAAAUGUUUGUAAUAAAUGAAUACAGUUCUUUUUUGUCGUUGCCUCUUUUCUUUUGGAGGGGAUGUGAACGCACGCACGCACACGCACACACGCACACACACAGAGAGAGAGGAAAAAAUACAGAGAUACAAUGGAGCACAGGCGGCACAUGAGAGCCACAGAACGUUCCAGAAAGUCCAGGAAGAUUCUAGCUUGCUUCAUGACAGCUUGCCAAUUUUGGGAGCCUGAGGUAACACAAGGGCGUGGAUGAGCCACACAGAAGUUCCAGAAAGUCCAGGAACAUUCUGGCUUGGUACUUGGCAGCAUCAGGAGGAAGAAAGGGCAGAGCGAACCGUGUGCAAGGAACGACAGGUGAGUAAGCACGCAAGAAGAGGAGGACAGAGAGAGGUGAGAGGCGCCACAAAAAAAAAACAAAUCAAACAAUAAAAUCGCUAAACAGUUUUUCAAAAAUGUUUGUAAUAAAUAAAAUACAGUUCUUUUUUUUUUUUGUCUUUGCCUCUUUUCUUUUGGAGGGGAUGGGAUGAACACGCGCACACACACGCACACACGCACACACACAGAAAGAGGGAGAGGAAAAAAUACAGAGAUACAAUGGAGCACAGGCGGCACAUGAGAGCCACAGAACGUUCCAGAAAGUCCAGGAAGAUUCUAGCUUGCUUCAUGACAGCUUGCCAAUUUUGGGAGCCUGAGGUAACACAAGGGCGUGGAUGAGCCACACAGAAGUUCCAGAAAGUCCAGGAACAUUCUGGCUUGGUACUUGGCAGCAUCAGGAGGAAGAAAGGGUAGAGCGAACCGUGUGCAAGGAACGACAGGUGAGUAAGCACGCAAGAAGAGGAGGACAGAGAGAGGCGAGAGGCGCCACAAAAAAAAACAAAUCAAACAAUAAAAUCGCUAAACAGUUUUUCAAAAAUGUUUGUAAUAAAUAAAAUACAGUUCUUUUUUUUUGUCUUUGCCUCUUUUCUUUUGGAGGGGAUGGGAUGAACACACGCACACACGCGCACACGCGCACACACGCACACACGCACACACACACACACACACACACACACACACACACACACACACACACACACACACACACACACACACACACACACACAGAGAGAUACAAUGGAGCCCGUGCAAAGCACACAGGUACGGGAGCCACAGAAUGUUCCAGAAAGUCCAGGAACAAUCUAGCUUGUUUCAUGGCAGCUUGCCAAAUUUCCUUUGGAACUGAGAAAAGAUGAAAGGGAGCCUGUGCAAGGAACCACAAGGGCAGAGAUGAGUCGCAGAAUGUCCCAGAAAGUCCAGGAACAUCCUAGCUUUUCUUGGCAGCUGGCCAAAGUCCUUUUGGGCCCAAUGCAACAAACACACGGGUACAUGGGAGCCACAGAAUGUUCCAGAAAGUCCAGGAAGAUUCCAGCUUGUUCCUUGGCGGCUUGCCAACUGUCCUUUGGAACUGGGAAAAGAUGAAAUGGAGCCUGUGCGAGGAAACACAAGGACAGAAAUGAGCCGCAGAAUGUUCCAGAAAGUCCAGGAACAUUCUGGCUUGGUACUUGGCAGCAUAAGGAGGAAGGGCAGAGCGAACGCGUGCAAAGCACGACACGUGCGUACAGAGCAAGAAGAGUAGGACAGCGAACGGCUGCCGCAAAAAAAAAAAACAACCUCUCAGCCAUGAGACGUUUCGCUGCCAAAAAGGUAGCUGUCGUGGAAUGGAUGGGGAGGGUAAACUAAGACACGUAUUAAAUAUAUCACCCCUUUCACCACACCGAGGUCACACGGUAAGCCCUCACACGGUAAGCCCACAGCAAAAACAACCAUGACGGCGCGACGACGUUUCGCCGCUCAAAGGUUCAUGCAACAGCUUUUUUCCAGCUUGCCGUGUGAAGAAUGCGAAGAUUACGAAGAUGAAGCGAUACAAGAAGACGAACAGGAAGAAAGGUUCAUGCAACAGCUUAUUUCCAGCUUGCCGGGUGAAGAAGAUAACGAAGAUGAAGCGAUAAGAGAAGAAGAGGACGAAGAGGGUCGGGGGCGAGGGAACGGGAGAAGAGGGUGGCGAAGGAAGGAAGAGGAGCGGAAUCGAGAGCGCGAAGAGAGCAUUUCGCGACGGCGAGAGCGAGAGCGAGAGGACAGGAGGACGAGGCAGCUGAGACGGCAGCGGGAAAAGAGCGAUCGGGAGCGAGAGGAGAGGGGACGGCGAACGAAGGAAGAGGAGAGGAAUCGAGAGGAGAGCGUUUCGCGACGGCGAGAGGACAGGAGGACGAGGCAGCCGGGAGGGCAGCGGGAAAAGAGCGGUCGGGAGCGAGAGGAGAGGAGAAGGGGACGGGGAAGGAAGGAAGAGGAGAGGAAUCGAGAGGAGAGCGUUUCGCGACGACGAGAGGACAGGAGGACGAGGCAGCCGGGAGGGCAGCGGGAGAAGAGCGGUCGGGAGCGAGAAGAAAGGAGAACGGGGUGGAGAAGGAAGGAAGAGCAGAGGAAUCGAGAGCGAGAGGAAAGCAUUUCAAGACGGCGAGAGCGAGAACGAGAUGAAAGGGGGACGAGGCAGCUGCGACGGCAGCGGGAGAGGAGCUAUCGGGAGCGAGAGGAGAGAAGAGAGGAGGAGGAGGAUGAGGACGAACAGGAGGAGAACACGAGGUUCGUCGCCAGAAAAGUUCUUCAAGAGACCCGGUCCCACAAACCUCGCUCGGACCCCGAGGAGGAGGAUGACGAUGAGGAAAGGCGACAGCAGUGUCAAGAACGAGAGGAGGAUGAGCAGGAGAACGUAAGCCGGCCGGUCACCGAAGAAGAAGAAGAAGAAGAAGAAGAAGAAGAAGAAGAAGAAGAAGAAGAAGAAGAAGGAGAUGAAGAAGAAGGAGAAGGAGAAGACACCCAACCAGAGCAAGAAAAUGUAAUAUCAUUCUUAGAAGACGAAGAAGAAGACCCACCAGAGCAGAAAAAUGCAUCCUCAUCUUCAGAAGAAGAAGAAGAAGAAGAAGAAGAAGAAGAAGAAGACCCACCAGAGCAGACAAAUGCAACCUCAGAAGAAGAAGAAGAAGAAGAAGAAGAAGAAGAAGAAGAACAAGAACAAGAACAAGAACAAGAACAAGAAGAACAAGAAGAAGAUAUCCGUCUUGUUGCACGAGAGACGUUCCUGUCGAGAAACGGGAAAAUAACUUGGUCCUCUACACCGUACCAAACGACGGGGCAGCGGCAGCAGCAGCAGCAGCAGCCCUGGCCGCCUGGACCCACGGCCUACGCGGCUUCCAACGCCCGAGACAUCGUCUCGACAUUCUUCCUCUUCCUCACGCGGGAAAUAGACGAAAUCAUUCUGGAGGAGACUAAUCGCGAGGGUCUUAGGAAAUACGGAAGAGACGGUUGGAAGCGGAUGGACGAGAUUGACCUGCACGCCUACAUGGGGCUGCUCAUCCUAGCCGGCGUGUACAGGUCCCGAGGCGAGGCCACCGCCAGCCUGUGGGAUGCGGAGAGCGGACGUGCGAUUUUCCGUGCCACGAUGUCCCUCAAAGUCUUUCACGUUUACUCGAAGCUGGUGCGGUUUGACGACCGUGAGACGAGAGCGGAGAGACGAGCCUCGGACAAGCUGGCGGCCGUGAGAAAGGUCUGGGACGCGUGGGUCAAACGGCUACCGAUCCUGUACAACCCCGGGCCUCACGUCACGGUGGAUGAGCAACUGGUUCCGUUCAGAGGUCGUUGUCCCUUUCGACAGUAUAUGCCCAGCAAGCCUGCCAGGUACGGGAUCAAGUCGUGGGUGGCCUGCGAUGCCAGAUCCAGCUACGCUUGGAAAAUGCAAGUUUACACGGGGAAGAAGCCCGCAGCAGCGGCCGCCGCCGCAGAGGGUGAGAAGCGACAACAGGGACGACGACUAGGAGGCUCGGAGAAGAACCUGGCAGCCCGCGUGGUGCUCGACAUGACGGAGGGCCUGACGGGCCGUAACGUCACCUGCGACAAUUUCUUCACUUCCUACGAACUCGCGCAGCAGCUCCUCCGCGAUAGGAACAACACCAUGCUCGGCACGAUCAGAAAGAACAAACCCGAGCUCCCGACCGCCCUGCUCGCGGUCCGAGGCAGACGGGUCCUCUCCUCCAAGUUCGCCUUCACGCGCGACACCGCGCUGGUCUCCUACCUGGCCAAGAAAAACAAGAACGUGCUGCUGCUCAGCACGUUCCACGCACGGGACGCGGACGCCGUCGGCCGGCGGCGUGCGGACAAUAAGCCCGCCGUCGUCCUGGACUACAACUCCAACAAAGGCGGCGUGGACAACCUGGACAAAGUCGUAGGCGCAUACAGCUGCAGGAGGAUGACGGCGCGCUGGCCCCUCGCCGUCUUCCACAACAUUCUCGACGUGUCCUCCUACGACGCCUUCGUGAUAUGGAGAGAGCUCAACCCGGACUGGUUGCCCGGCAGGCGCAACAAGAGGAGGGUGUUUCUCGAGCGCCUGGGAAAGGCGCUCGUCGCUCCGCUCAUCCAACGGAGGGCUCGCCUGCCGAGCGCAGAAGCGGCCGCGGCGGUCGUGAAAGCCCAUCGGCUGGCGGCCGCGGGGGGUGUCGACAGGGACGGCGGCGGGGGAGUCGCUUCUCCUCCUCCUCCUCCUCCUCCUCCUCCUCCUCCUCCUCCUCCUCCUCCUCCUCCUCCUUCUUCUUCUUCCCCUUCUCUCCGUCCUCGGACGGAUCUCGUCUCGGCGCCGGGCCCUUCGUCGGGGGCUGAGCCUUCUGCUGCGGCCCAGGCCCGGGCCCCCACUUCCAAGGCUCGUAUCGAACCGCCCAUGCCCGCGAGUAAGAGAAAGAGGUGUCAAGUCUGUCCCUCCAGUAAGGACUGUAAAACGCACAACAUGUGCCGCGGCUGCGAGAAAUACAUAUGCAGAGGCUGCGCGCUCCUGUACUGCGCCGCGUGUGCCAACUCCUCCUGCUCGUCCUUGGAGCGUGGGUCACUUUGACCCGGCGGAAAGGACGCUGGGCGCAUACGCAAUACGAAGGACAACACGAGGGUUAACAUUCCGGAACCCAUCAAAAUUCCGGAAUGCGUCCACAAUUGGGAAUACAUCAACAUUCUAGAAUCCACCAACAUUCCGGAACCCAUCAACAUUCCGUAAUGCGUCCACGUUCGGGAAAACAUCAACAUUCUAGAAUCCAUCAACAUUCCGGAAUCCAUCAACAUUCUGGAAUACAUCAACAUUCCGGAACCCAUCAACAUUCCAGAAGGCGUCCACAUUCGGAAUAUAUCCACAUUCUAGAACCCAUCAACAUUCCGGAAUCCAUCAACAUUCUGGAAUACACCAACAUUCCGGAACCCAUCAACAUUCCGGAAUGCGUCCACAUUUGGGAAUACAUGAACAUUCUAGAAU
Molecule: messenger RNA, 6476 nt
Organism: Amphiprion ocellaris (clown anemonefish)
Lineage: Eukaryota; Metazoa; Chordata; Actinopteri; Pomacentridae
Product: chimeric ERCC6-PGBD3 protein-like
Exons: 2
Coding region: 2958-6068 (1036 amino acids)
Source: RefSeq, a predicted model, not a curated record